Molecule: messenger RNA, 1521 nt
Organism: Sclerotinia borealis F-4128
Lineage: Eukaryota; Fungi; Ascomycota; Leotiomycetes; Helotiales; Sclerotiniaceae
Source: the annotation of a GenBank genome assembly
AUGUUAUCAAGAUCAAACCUCGAACGCGUCGGCGUACUCGCUCUAGGCCUUGUUGCUACAAGCUCCCUUGUUGCUGCUGGACCUUGCGACAUCUACUCUGCUGGAGGGACGCCCUGCGUCGCCGCCCACAGCACUACUCGCGCUUUGUACAGUGCCUUCAACGGCGCACUCUAUCAGGUGAAACGCGGCUCUGACGGUGCCACAACCAACAUUGCACCGCGUUCCGCAGGCGGUGUUGCGAAUGCUGCUGCUCAAGACAAUUUCUGCGCCUCCACUACCUGCCUCAUAUCGAUAAUCUACGACCAGUCCGGUCGAGGUAAUCACCUUACACAAGCUCCUCCCGGCGGCUUCCGCGGCCCUGAUACUAAUGGCUACGACCAUUUGGCCAGCGCAACUGGCGCACCGGUCACGCUAAAUGGUCAAAAGGCGUAUGGUGUAUUCAUUCCACCCGGAACCGGCUACCGUAACAAUCGUGUUAACGGCAUAGCUACAGGUGAUGCUGCGGAAGGCAUGUACGCGAUUCUGGAUGGGAAACACUUUAACGGUGGCUGCUGUUUUGACUACGGUAAUGCCGAGACAAAUAGUCUUGAUACGGGUAACGGUCACAUGGAGGCUAUUUACUUUGGCGAUAUCACUGUUUGGGGAAAAGGAUCUGGACCCGGACCUUGGUUGAUGGCUGAUCUCGAAAACGGUCUGUUUUCUGGUGUCGGCCCAAAGACCAACAAUGGUGACCCGUCUAUCUCCUCUCGUUUCUUCACUGCAAUCGUGAAAGGGAAAGCAAACCAGUGGGCGCUUCGCGGCGCUAAUGCUGCUUCCGGCCCGCUGUCAACAUACUACAGUGGCGUGCGCCCAAACGUAUCUGGCUAUAACCCAAUGCGCAAGGAGGGUGCUAUCAUUCUCGGGAUCGGUGGUGAUAACAGCAUCGGCGCCCAGGGAACCUUCUACGAGGGUGUAAUGACCACUGGCUACCCAUCCGAUGCCACCGAAAACGCGGUGCAGGCCAACAUCGUAGCCGCUAGAUACGCCACAACGUCAUUGACUAGCGGAUCAGCUUUCACCGUCGGUUCCUCGAUUUCGCUUCGAGCCACCACGGCCGGUUUUUCAUCACGUUACAUCACACACACCGGCUCCAGCGUGAACACACAGGUCGUCUCGUCAUCCAGUACUACUGCCCUCAAAAAGCAAGCUAGCUGGUAUGUUCGCACCGGCCUUGGCAAUAGCGACUGCUUCUCUUUUGAGUCAAACGACAAUCCCGGCAGCUACAUACGGCACUAUGACUUUGGUCUUCUGCUCAACGCCAACGAUGGCAGCAAGGCGUUCCAUGAGGACGCCACAUUCUGCCCGCAGACCAGCCUUAAUGGCCAGGGUAGCUCGAUUCAAUCCUGGAACCAUCCUACCCGCUAUUUCCGCCACUACAGCAACGCGCUAUACGUUGCGAGCAAUGGCGGUGUGAAAGCUUUUGACCCUGCCACCUCAUUCAACGACGACGUGAGCUGGGUGGUUAGCACUGGCUUCGCUUGA